Salvelinus namaycush (lake trout) is the source of this 1564-nucleotide messenger RNA. RefSeq lists its product as uncharacterized. Gene Ontology annotation, biological process: regulation of telomere maintenance via telomere lengthening; telomere capping. Gene Ontology annotation, cellular component: shelterin complex. The record is from RefSeq and is a predicted model, not a curated record. NCBI's taxonomy places the organism in Eukaryota, Metazoa, Chordata, Actinopteri, Salmoniformes, Salmonidae. The transcript is spliced from 8 exons. Gene Ontology annotation, molecular function: telomeric repeat DNA binding. Bases 89 to 1564 code for a protein of 491 amino acids.
UUGGUAAACGUUGGAGUGGCGUUAGCACAUUUUGUUUUCUGAAAAAGCCAGUUAAGUAAUACACUACAGUUAACACUGGAAGCUCGACAUGCAAAAACAUCUUAAGGAAGAAGAUGGACCUCUUCCACUGUCAUCUUUGCGCCUUUUUGUUCCUCCACUGCGUCUAGUGUCUGCAGCUCUGUGGCAAGUUGUUCUGCGGAGAGACAUAAUGGACUAUGGCUUGGUGGAGGAGUUUGUCACCACUGUGUUGGAGGUAGUCCCUGAUCUGAUGAGUUACAGAGAGCGAGUCCAACUCAUCAUGGGGCUGCGAGCACAGCUGGUUCUGGAGUUGUGUCGUACAGAUCACCUAGCCGACCCCGAGACCAUCCAGCCACACCUGAACAGGCUUAGAUCCUGUGUCAUCACUCAUAGGGAAAAUGAGAUUCCUGAUCCAGAGGUGGAGGCAUCAGAAUCCAACUUCCUGAAGCUGAUUCAAAGCCUGCUAGAAGACCCAAUUGAGAGGGAACACUUCUUCCAGAAUGUUUAUUCAGAGGAAUUCGGCCUCAAGUAUGACUCCGCACUGCAGAGUCUGGUGUGGGAGUUCCUAUCUAGGCUGGAGAAGCUACUUCCAACACCAACCCUUCAACAGACUGCAUCUUGGUUUCUACCUGACCCUUCUAUCCUGGAGGACUGUGUGCAGUUUGUGUGUCACCCCGAGCCUUUGAAGACCCUACUCCAGUACCACAACAACACAUAUGAAUAUGUGGACACCAACGCUCUAUCUUCGGUCGACUACAUCCUCUCAUCGCUGUCGCUCUCUGCACUAAAGACAGUUGUGAUCUUUCCAGAUCAAACUGACCCAGAGAUCAAAUCAGAACCCACGGAGGAACCUUUGCCAUAUGAACAUAUGAACAUUCAAAGCCCAGCCUCAUCUGACAACGAUUCAGAAAUGCUUCCUUUGUUGGAGUCAGAUUACGUGAAGAGCAUAGAAGGGGUGCAUUCAGACGGAAAUUUGAAUGUUGAGAUUUUGUCUUUACAAAUUCAAGGUUCAGAAGAGGUGUGUAUACACAAGGAAACUACUGAGGGAAACCUUAAACACGAGACAGCUGACAAAGAGUCAGCAAGAGAGAGGGAACUAGAUGGAGCUUUUCACCAACCUCAAACUGACAGUGGGCUAAAAAUACAAAAACCUCACAGCAUCCAACAGAAAGUGCAGGACAGUUCUCGUUUGUCAACUUCCUGUCUGCUCCGUCAGCCCAGGGUGCUUCUGCACCGACUUGACAUUACUGAUAUGCCGUUACCUGUGUCAUCUCCAACAUUGAGUCCAACAUUAAGGAGAAAGAGGCUUCAAAUUAAAAAAGGGGGAUCCCAAGGACAGAGAGCAGGAUGGGUCAUAUCACCAGAAAGUAAGAGGAAUGCCAAUGGACAGCCACCAGAGACUGAACAAGACAGUGUAACCUCAAACGCUCCCAAGAAAAGGAAAGCUGGUAGGAAAAUCAUCAUCCUAGCUAUGAUUCAGGCUGUCAAUUUUAUACAGAAUCUGCUUCUUAAAGUGAUAUUUGCCUCAACGUUUAUAAUAUGUUAA